Acanthosepion pharaonis is the source of this 1974-nucleotide messenger RNA. The record is from the annotation of a GenBank genome assembly. NCBI's taxonomy places the organism in Eukaryota, Metazoa, Mollusca, Cephalopoda, Sepiida, Sepiidae.
AUGUUUUGUAACAUUUCAAUCUAUUCAUCUCGCUUUCAAUUUGUUCCUUUCUUUCUCUAUUUUUUCAUAUCUAUCUAUCCAUAUCUAUCUAUAUCUGCUUGUUCCUAUCUAUUUCACUAUCUAUCUAUUUCAGUCUGUUUCUAUCUAUCUAUUUUUUUCACUCUGUUUCUAUCUAUCUAUUAUAGUCUCUUCUAUCUAUCUUUCUCAGCCUAUUCAUAUCCAUCUAUUUCACUCUGUUUCUAUCUAUCUAUCUAUCUAUCUAUCUCAGCCUAUUGUUUACAUUUCCCUUUUUUCUGUAUCCUAUCAUCUCAUCGUCUGACCCAACGGAAUCAGACACCAAUCUACUGUGAUAUGUAUGGACGAGAAUACUCCCAGAGGCUAGAUACUCCUCGGUUAACAUACAUGACGGAAAACCCUAUUCAUUGUGAUGUAUUUCCAUCAAAACAUGCAUUAGAAACACCUCGUAUGGCAUACAUUACAGAAAGUGUAUUCCACCCAGAUCUUUUUGCCAAAGACUUUCAAGCUAGGCACAGUCUGCCUCCUCAGAGAAUUAAUCAUAUCAGUGAAAAACAAAUACACAAUUCAAUUGAGAUUCCAGUCUCAGCAGGAAACAAGAACUUCUCCCAGAGAUCAAUCAUUCAACAACCGGAAACCAACCGAAUCCAUAAUGACAUGUCUGGAAAGCAGUAUCCAUCCAGCCACACUUUUCAGCAGGUUCCUCGGGUACCACACGGAGUCGCUGAAAAACAUAUCCAGAAUGAAAACACAGCAAAACAUUUUCCUACCACCUCAACUAGCAGUGGGAGCCAAAAUUUGCGUUCAACAAGCCAUAUUGGGGAAAAGCUUAUCAACAGCAAUGUACCCAGUAAACAUUUUCCCAGUUCCAGCCAUGUUGGUGAGAAGCAUACUCCUAAUGAUAUUCCAAGCAAGGCGUCUUUUCAGAAAGAAUCCUUUUGUCAUUCUCCAGUAACAUCUUCACUGAUAGGUGAGAAACAUAUCGCGAAUGACAUUCCUGGUAAGCAUUUCCUUUCUGGUUCAGGCCUUCAGACUCCCCGUUUGACUCCAGUCAAUGAGAAUGCUGUACUGAAUGAUAUGUACAGCAGCCCUCCACAUCAGGCGUGUUAUUUAUCACCACCUCAUGAAAACCGAAUGAGUCAGCCAAUGUCAGCAGGUUCCAGUUCCACCCCCAAAACACAGUUGCACCAGCAGGAAAAUCAACCAGAUCACUAUCAACGAGAACAUCAGUCUCCACUACCCACAUCUAAUAACAACAAUAGCAACACAGUUCCCUUAUCACAUUCCAAUACACCAACUCCAAAAUCCUUUCACGGUGAUGAAGAAUUGCCCCAGCACCACUUUCGUGAACAUAUUGAUCAACAUUGUCAGAAUUCACAGUUAUCUGAUGUCAGUAAAAUGACCCCCAAACAUAGGCAAGAGUACCAUCCUCCACUUACCUCCCAACAACACAACCCACAUCAAUCAGUAGCAUCUUCACAGCUGCGGCAGCUGUUCUGCAGCUACUGUGGCAAAGGUUGUCUCAGAGAGAUUCUUUGCGAGUACAUCAACGUAUCCAUACAGGUGUUCGACCUUUUGCCUGCAACCUUUGUCCAAAACAGUUCACACAGAGAAAUGCUUUGCAGGCCCAUUUACGCACACAUUCAGGGGAACGGCCCUACCAAUGUGAAAUAUGUCAACGACAAUUUACUCAGAAAGAAUACCUCAAUGUGCACCGCCGAGUACACACUGGUGAGCGGCCAUUUGAGUGUGAUUUUUGUGGGCAGAGAUUUGCACGUCGCAACACACUUACAAUACAUAGACGUUCACAUACGGGUGAGAAGCCCUACCGCUGUGAUAUCUGUUACAAGCAAUUUGCACAAAGAGACUACCUCCGAAUUCAUGCCAGAAUUCACACAGGUGAAAGGCCAUACCACUGUGAAAUGUGUCCCAAGCAGUUUUCUCGCCGUGAUGCACUGA